AUGCUAUAUUUAACCGCACAUCCUGGUCGUCCAGUUCUGAUUUACACGGCCGGGCCGCUCUGCCCUAUCUCCCGCCCGAUAAAGGUCCAGAUUCUCCAGCCUGUCCAUCCUGAUUUCGUGGACAAGCUGCUCCCCGAGUACCUGGCUUUCCACAAUGCUAAUAGCUUGUACGCGCCCAACGUCCACACUCUGCCAUGGAACCCUACCGUUCGUCAGAAGCCCCCGGUGGCGGGUGGUUCCGAGCCUCUGAAGGUCGGUACUGUGGAGGAUAUUGCUCUCAGCAAGUGCACCAUGCGUGUCUUCACACCGGAAGGCAAUCCACCAUCUGAGGGCUGGCCCGUGUUCCUGUUCUUCCAUGGAGGUGGCUGGACGUUAGGGAAUAUCAACACUGAGAAUGCUUUCUCCACGAACAUGUGCAAGCGUGCGAACUGUGUUGUGGUCUCGGUCGACUAUCGGCUAGGACCAGAGGAGCCAUACCCUGCCGCUGUAGAGGACGCCGUAGAAGCUCUUCGAUGGAUUUAUGAGAAAGGCAAAGAAUGCCUCAGGGUCAACGUCCAGAAGUUUGCUGUUGGUGGUUCUUCGAGCGGAGCCAACCUUGCCGCCGUGAUCACGCAUAAGGCUGCUCUCAUGACCCCUUCGAUUUCCCUGACUUUCCAGGUCCUUGUUGUCCCGGUUGUCGACAACACUGCGACCUCCUCCAGAGAUCCGUAUCCUUCUUGGAAGGAAAAUGCCAACACGGUAUCGCUUGUGCCGGACAAGAUGAUCUGGUUCCGCAAAAACUAUUCGCCGAACGAAGAGGACUGGACCAAGUGGGAUAACUCCCCCAUCUUCGCACCAGAGGAAACGUUUAAGAAGUGCCCGAAUGCAUGGAUAGGAGUCGCUGAGUUGGAUAUUUUAAGAGAUGAAGGCAUCGCGUACGGUGAGAAGCUGAGAAAGGCCGGAGCCGAGGUGGAGACGAGGGUUUACUUGGGAUCGCCACAUCCGAUCAUGGCUAUGGAUGGGUAA
Molecule: messenger RNA, 1005 nt
Organism: Sparassis crispa
Lineage: Eukaryota; Fungi; Basidiomycota; Agaricomycetes; Polyporales; Sparassidaceae
Product: AB hydrolase superfamily protein
Exons: 6
Coding region: 1-1005 (334 amino acids)
Molecular function (GO): hydrolase activity
Source: RefSeq, a predicted model, not a curated record